Molecule: messenger RNA, 1001 nt
Organism: Archocentrus centrarchus (flier cichlid)
Lineage: Eukaryota; Metazoa; Chordata; Actinopteri; Cichliformes; Cichlidae
Product: lipopolysaccharide-induced tumor necrosis factor-alpha factor homolog
Exons: 7
Coding region: 132-860 (242 amino acids)
Cellular component (GO): cytoplasmic side of late endosome membrane; nucleus; cytoplasmic side of lysosomal membrane
Molecular function (GO): zinc ion binding
Source: RefSeq, a predicted model, not a curated record
GGUUGUCACCCUAUGUCUCCAGCCUCCCCUCAGAGGCUUCCCUAAGAGCCUAAGUUGGAUAAACAGUUAAGUGAGCAAGAAGCAGGAUCAGGCUGCCACACAAACACUUCUGACCUACGUAUCAAGACACUAUGGAAAAGGGACAGGGACCCCAUAACGGAAUGCCAAUGCCACCAUACCCGGGUAUGCCUUUGGACAGCGGUGCAGGAGUCUCCCAUCCUGCAGUUCAACCUGUUGUUCAGCCUGCUGCUCAGAUUGCAUUGCCAGCACCACCAUACCCGGGUCCCCCUUUGGACUACAAUGCAGGAGUCUCCAUGCCUGUUGUCCAGCCUGUUUUUCAGCCUGUUGUCCAGCCUGGUGUUCAGCCUGGUUUCCAGCCUGGUGUUCAGCCUGGUGUUCAGCCUGGUGUUCAGCCUGUUGUCCAGCCUGGUGUCCAGCCUGGUGUCCAGCCUGGUGUUCAGCCUGUUGUCCAGCCUGUUGUCCAGCCUGGUGUUCAGCCUGUUGUCCAGCCUGUUGUCCAGCCUGGUGUCCAGCCUGGUGUUCAGACUGUCCAACAGCCUGCUUACCAACACAAGGCACAACAAGCUCAGGUCACACAGCCAGUGAGUCAGGUUGUCGUGAUGCAGAGUCAUCUCCCAAGAGAUGUUUCUGGACAGAUGAUGUGUCCUCACUGCCAAACCAACGUUGUGACUAGAUCCGAGCACAAAUUCGGGUUGCUCACCUGGAUCAUUUUUGGCGUAUUACUAAUCAUUGGUUGCUGGCCUUGCUGUUUGAUCCCCUUCUGCGUGACUGAUUGCCAGGAUGUGGAGCAUUGCUGCCCCACCUGCAACAGAAUUAUCCACGUCCACAGGCGCCUGUGAAGCAGAACUGCAAUAUAAACUCUACUGAAGUAAGAGCAGCAGGGCUACUCUGUGCAAACAGCCAUCAUCUGUAUGUAAACACAUUUUACCUACAUGUUACUGGACAUACUGAAUGUGUAGGUAUAGUAUAUGUCUAUAGCU